Messenger RNA from Lathyrus sativus (Indian pea), 1041 nucleotides. NCBI's taxonomy places the organism in Eukaryota, Viridiplantae, Streptophyta, Magnoliopsida, Fabales, Fabaceae. The record is from the annotation of a GenBank genome assembly.
AUGGCUUCUUCGAGCACAGCAGCUCAUGGAUCUGCUGAUUCCACCGCUACAAGAAGACACACCAAGCGACCUAAGUAUUCAAAGUUUACGCAGCAAGAACUUCCUGCAUGCAAGCCUAUUCUUACGCCACGAGCGGUUAUUUCAGCGUUUUUGCUUGUUAGUGUGGUGUUCAUUCCUAUUGGAGUUGCUUCACUAAUGGCUUCACGAAAGGUUGUUGAAAUCGUAUAUAGAUAUGAGUCAGAAUGCUUACCGAGUAAUAUUACUAACAAGGUAGCAUAUAUUCAGAAUCCUAAAACAGAUAAAACGUGCAAUAUAACACUGAAUGUGACCAAGCACAUGAAGGCACCUAUUUUUGUAUACUAUCAGUUGGACAACUUUUAUCAGAAUCAUCGCCGGUAUGUUAAAAGCCGAAGUGAUGAGCAAUUGAGGAAUCUUAAGGAUGAGAAGGAAGUUAGUACUUGUAAGCCUGAAGAUUUUGUCAAUGGUAGUGCAAUUGUACCUUGUGGUCUCAUAGCUUGGAGUUUAUUCAAUGACACAUACAGCUUCUCCAUCAAAGGAACGGAUUUGAAAGUAAACAAGAGUGGCAUCGCUUGGAAGAGUGAUAGAGAGCACAAAUUUGGAAAAGAUGUUCACCCCAAAAACUUUCAAAGCAGUUCUAUAAUAGGUGGUGCCCAUCUUAAUGAAUCCAUACCGCUGAGUGAACAGGAGGAUCUUAUUGUCUGGAUGAGAACUGCCGCCUUGCCAACUUUCAGGAAGUUAUAUGGAAGAAUAGAGGUGGAUCUGAAAUCCGGUGAUCUCAUAAAUGUGGCACUUAAAAAUCAGUACAACACCUACAGUUUUAAUGGCAAGAAAAAGCUCGUGCUGUCAACUACUAGUUGGCUUGGUGGGAAAAAUGACUUCAUUGGCAUUGCUUAUCUCACCGUUGGAGGCCUAUGCUUCUUUUUGUCUUUGGCUUUUACCAUUGUAUAUUUUGUUAAGCCAAGGCAACUUGGAGAUCCAUCAUAUUUGUCAUGGAAUAGAAACCCUGGUGGAGGGCACUAA